Messenger RNA from Funneliformis geosporum, 1380 nucleotides. NCBI's taxonomy places the organism in Eukaryota, Fungi, Glomeromycota, Glomeromycetes, Glomerales, Glomeraceae. The record is from the annotation of a GenBank genome assembly.
AUGUCUCUUAAUCUCCCUGCUGACUGCUUAAAUGAAAUUUUUGAAUAUUUGAAAGAUGAGGAUUUACGUUCAUGCAUACUAGUAAACCGACUUUGGUGUGAAACAUCUGUUCGAAUUUUAUGGAGAAAAAUUCAAAAUUUUAAUACUUUACUCACUUGCCUUCCUAAUAAAUCAAAAAUGAUUUUAUCAGAGAAUGGAAAUUUAAUCUCGGAUUUAUCUUCAAGACCUCCAUUAUUUUAUUAUUCAUCAUUUAUCAAGAACCUUUGCAUUUAUGAUAUUUGUCGCUCAAUUAAAAGAUUUAUCAAUUGUCGGUGUCGGCGUCCUAUUAAUUUAGAAAGCGUUGAAAAAAAUCAACAAAUUAUGGUGAUGAUGGAACAUGAAUUAUUUAAAAUGUUAAUGAAUCAAACCUCUCUUAAAAGUUUAUAUUUUGACAUUUAUAACAUGAAUAUACCAAAUAUACCAUUUAUUAAUUAUCCUGGAGCUGAAGAUAGUUUAAGAGAUCUUUCUGAAUUAAAGUGUAGUUCAAAUACUUCUUAUAAGCUAUCACAAAUAUGUCUCAAUUUACGAUCUCUAAAGAUAAUUUUUCAAUCUAGAACCUCAAAUGAAUUAGCAGAAUUAGUUUCUGUUCAAAACAAUUUAAAGAACUUGGAGUUGGAUUUUCAAUAUGAUGCGAAAGAUCAAAGUAUAUUUUUUACAAAGAUUCCUAACACGUUAACCAAGUUACAUAUUCAUGGAAGAAGUGUUUGUAUACCAUGGUCAUUUAUUUCGGAGCUUUCGAAUUUACAGGAACUUUCCUUAUCAUUAGUUAACAGAAUGUGUGGCUUAAAAGAUUUCAGUAAACUUCAAUAUGCUAACUUUCCACAAUUACAAAUUUUAAAAUUUGGAUAUGAAUGUCCAGAUGAUGAAAACCUAACCAAAUUUCUGGAAAUUAAUGGAAAGAGUUUAAAGGAACUCAUUCUUUGCGAAAAUAUUCAUUGUUCAAUAAAUUUAGAUAUAGGUAAUUUUUGUCCAAAUCUUAGGUCGUUAUGCACUAUGUUUUCAGAUGGAAACGUAGAAUUACUGAAAGUAAUUUUCGAUGGUUGUCAACAAUUAGAAAGUAUAGAUGUUUUGCGUUGUGAUUACUUUUUAGAUGAAAGUAUAUUAUUGGAGAUUGUUGUAGAAUUUUCACCUAAAAUGUUUCACGAGUUAUCAGUAGAUUUGGGAAUUGAUGUAUCUCCGGAAACAACAUUUCAAUGGGGAUUAAGAUCUAUCUUGAAACGCUGGGCGAAUCGUGUUCCAUGUAUUCCACUUUCUUUGACUGCUUCUUUAUGUUCAGAACUGGAUAUAGAAUUUUCAAAAAGCAAUAUAAAAAUAAUUAAAGAGUUUAGAAAAUUGAGCGUG